AGUCCGCCCCGCGAGCUGCGGGCUCCGCCCCGGCAUGUCCCUCCCGUCUGCUUACAGCAGCUUCCGGGCUCUGCGGCUCCGAGAGGCUGCGGCCCCGACGCCGGGCCCGGGAGGGGCCGCAGCUCUUAGCCCCCGACGCCUGGGUCGCCAGACAGGUCCCCUGUUUGCUUCAAUACUGAGAUCUCCGAGGACAUGUCCAGCCUGACCUUGCGGAAGCCACGUCUCAGCUGCCUGCUCCCUGCCGGAAAGGCCGCUUUGUAGAAGCCACAGCCCUCUAAAUCAAAGGACCGUCCCUGCGGGCUGGAGGGCAGGACACAGACUUUCCCUUCCCCUCACACACACUGGAGACUCCCUAUUCCAGAGCUCCCUUAGGGCAACAGCGAAGGACGUCCUAGAACUGGAGUACCUAGAACCCCUGGCCACCUUCCUCCUGUCUUCUUGGAUGGAGCAUCACCUCCCCAGCUUCUGGGGCAUCUUGGGGAGUGGCCUUGAGAGCCGUCAACCAUGGAGCCCAGUGAUAGUACCAGUACCACUAUGGAAGAACCUGACAGCUUGGAAGUGUUGGUGAAGACCCUGGAUUCUCAGACUCGGACCUUUAUUGUGGGAGCCCAGAUGAACGUAAAGGAGUUUAAGGAGCACAUUGCUGCCUCUGUCAGCAUUCCCUCUGAGAAACAACGGCUCAUCUACCAGGGACGAGUUCUGCAAGAUGAUAAGAAGCUCCAGGAAUACAAUGUUGGGGGAAAGGUCAUCCACCUGGUGGAACGGGCUCCUCCUCAGACUCAGCUCCCUUCUGGGGCAUCUUCUGGGACGGGGUCUGCCUCGGCCACUCACGGUGGGGGACCUACGCCUGGUACUCGGGGACCUGGGCCCUCUGUUCAUGACCGGAAUGCCAACAGCUAUGUGAUGGUUGGAACCUUCAAUCUUCCUAGUGACGGCUCUGCUGUGGAUGUUCACAUCAACAUGGAACAGGCCCCGAUUCAGAGUGAGCCUCGAGUACGUCUGGUGAUGGCUCAGCACAUGAUCAGGGAUAUACAGACCUUGCUGUCCCGGAUGGAGUGUCGAGGAGGGACCCAGGCACAGCAGAGUCAACCACCCUCACAGACGCCAACUGUGGCCCCAGAGCCAGUAGCCUUGAGCGCUCGAACAUCAGAACCAGUUGAAAGUGAAGCGCCUCUUCGGGAGCCCAUGGAGGCAGAAGAAGUGGAGGAGCGUGCCCCAGCCCAGAGCCCGGAGCUCACACCUUCUGGCCCAGCCCCUGUGGGCCCAGCACCUGGACCAGAGACCAAUGCGCCCAACCAUCCUUCGCCUGCAGAGUAUGUGGAGGUGCUCCAGGAGCUGCAGCGGCUUGAGAGCCGCCUCCAGCCCUUCCUACAGCGCUAUUAUGAGGUUCUAGGUGCUGCUGCUACCACGGAUUACAACAACAAUCAAGAGAGCCGUGAAGAGGAUCAGCGCUUGAUCAACUUGGUGGGGGAGAGCCUGCGGCUGCUGGGCAACACCUUUGUGGCACUGUCUGACCUGCGCUGCAAUCUGGCCUGUGCGCCCCCACGACACCUGCAUGUGGUCCGGCCCAUGUCUCACUACACCACCCCCAUGGUGCUCCAGCAGGCAGCCAUUCCCAUCCAGAUCAAUGUGGGGACCACUGUGACCAUGACAGGGAAUGGGACUCGGGCCCCCCCGACUCCCAGUGCAGAGGCCUCUCCCUCUGGUCCUGGGCAGGCCUCAUCCUUGGCUCCCUCUUCUACCACUGUUGAGUCUUCAACUGAGGGGGCUCCUCCACCGGGGCCAGCUCCGCCCCCGACCGCCAGCCACCCGCGGGUCAUCCGGAUUUCCCACCAGAGUGUGGAACCUGUAGUCAUGAUGCACAUGAACAUCCAAGAUUCUGGCACACAGCCCGGUGGAGUUCCGAGUGCUCCCACUGGCCCCCUAGGACCCCCUGGUCAUGGCCAGACCCUGGGCUCCACCCUCAUCCAGCUGCCCUCCCUGCCCCCUGAGUUCAUGCACGCCGUCGCCCACCAGAUCACUCAUCAGGCCAUGGUGGCAGCUGUUGCCUCCGCGGCCGCAGGACAGCAGGUGCCAGGCUUCCCAACCGCUCCAACCCGGGUGGUCAUUGCCCGACCCACCCCUCCACAGGCUCGGCCUUCCCAUCCUGGGGGCCCCCCGGUCUCGGGGACACUGCAGGGUGCUGGGAUAGGUACCAACGCCUCUUUGGCCCAGAUGGUGAGCGGCCUUGUGGGGCAGCUGCUUAUGCAGCCUGUCCUUGUGGCUCAGGGGACUCCAGGAAUGGUUCCGCCUCCAGCCCCUGCCACUGCUUCAGCAAGUGCUGGCACCACCAACACAGCUACCACAGCGGGCCCUGCCCCUGGGGGACCUGCCCAGCCUCCACCCCCGCAACCCUCCGCUGAUCUUCAGUUCUCUCAGCUCCUGGGGAACCUGCUGGGGCCUGCAGGGCCAGGGGCUGGUGGGCCUGGCAUGGCUUCUCCCACCAUCACUGUGGCGAUGCCUGGUGUCCCGGCCUUUCUCCAGGGCAUGACUGACUUCUUGCAGGCGACACAGACACAAACGGCUCCUCCGCCCCCACCCCCUGCUCCAGAGCAACAGACCAUGCCUACCCCAGGAUCCCCCUCUGGCGGUGCAGGGAGUCCUGGAGGCCUGGGUCCUGAGAGCCUGCCACUGGAGUUUUAUACCUCAGUGGUGCAGGGCGUGCUGAGCUCCCUGCUGGGCUCCCUCGGGGCUCGGGCUGGCAGCAGUGAGAGUAUUGCUGCCUUCAUACAGCGCCUCAGUGGAUCCAGCAACAUCUUUGAGCCUGGGGCUGAUGGGGCCCUCGGUUUCUUUGGGGCGCUGCUCUCUCUUCUGUGUCAGAACUUUUCCAUGGUGGAUGUGGUGAUGCUUCUCCAUGGGCAUUUCCAGCCACUGCAGCGGCUCCAGCCCCAGCUGCGAUCUUUCUUCCACCAGCACUACCUGGGUGGCCAGGAACCCACACCUGGUAACAUCCGGACGGCAACCCACACACUGAUCACGGGGCUAGAAGAAUACGUGCGGGAGAGUUUUUCUUUGGUACAGGUUCAGCCUGGGGUGGACAUUAUUCGAACAAACCUGGAAUUUCUCCAAGAGCAGUUCAAUAGCAUUGCUGCUCAUGUGCUUCACUGCACAGACAGUGGAUUUGGGGCCCGUUUGUUGGAGUUGUGUAACCAGGGCCUGUUUGAAUGCCUGGCACUGAACCUGCACUGCUUGGGGGGGCAGCAGAUGGAGCUGGCUGCUGUCAUCAAUGGCCGAAUUCGUCGCAUGUCUCGUGGGGUGAAUCCAUCCUUGGUGAGCUGGCUGACCACUAUAAUGGGACUGAGGCUUCAGGUGGUACUGGAUCACAUGCCUGUGGGCCCCGAUGCCAUCCUCAGAUAUGUUCGCAGGGUUGGUGAUCCCCCUCAGCCAGUUCCUGAGGAGCCAAUGGAAGUUCAGGGAUCAGAGAGAACUUCCCCUGAACCUCAGCGGGAGAAUGCUUCCCCAGCCCCUGGAACAACAGCAGAAGAGGCCAUGUCCCGAGGCCCACCACCUGCUCCUGAGGGGGGCUCCCGAGAGGAACAGGAUGGAGCCUCAGCUGAGACAGAACCCUGGGCAGCUGCAGUACCCCCAGAGUGGGUUCCUAUCAUCCAGCAGGACAUUCAGAGCCAGCGAAAGGUGAAGCCACAGCCCCCCCUGAGUGACGCUUACCUCAGUGGUAUGCCUGCCAAGAGACGCAAGACGAUGCAGGGUGAGGGCCCCCAGCUGCUUCUCUCAGAGGCUGUGAGCCGGGCAGCUAAGGCAGCCGGAGCUAGGCCCCUGACGAGCCCCGAGAGCCUGAGCCGGGACCUGGAGGCACCAGAGGUUCAGGAGAGCUACAGGCAGCAGCUCCGGGCUGACAUACAAAAGCGUCUGCAGGAAGACCCCAACUACAGCCCCCAGCGCUUCCCUAAUGCCCACCGGGCCUUUGCUGAUGACCCCUAGCUCUUUGUCUGUGGCCCUCCCUCACCAGGGGACCAUUUCUCCCCCCUUCCUUCACAGUAUUUAAGAAAUAAAAGUCAGAUUUUCCUGGC
Condylura cristata (star-nosed mole) is the source of this 4067-nucleotide messenger RNA. It is a transcript of the gene BAG6, whose product is annotated as BCL2-associated athanogene 6. Gene Ontology annotation, molecular function: polyubiquitin modification-dependent protein binding; misfolded protein binding. The transcript is spliced from 26 exons. NCBI's taxonomy places the organism in Eukaryota, Metazoa, Chordata, Mammalia, Eulipotyphla, Talpidae. The record is from RefSeq and is a predicted model, not a curated record. Gene Ontology annotation, cellular component: BAT3 complex. Bases 505 to 3978 code for a protein of 1157 amino acids.